CUAGAUCACAUGCAAAGGGACAGUUUGGGCACUGCUCAGGUGGCUGACCAAAAUAGUUCACAAUUCAACUCUUGAUAUCAUACAGAGGUUUAACUCACGACCCUCUCCAGGCGAGUUUCCCCCCAUGGUUUCCCAGAGGUUCCUUAAUCCUAGCUAUAUGUAAAUUACAGCCAAUAGAUGCUGUUGUUGAGUUGGACCUGGAUUAGUGGAGGCGAAUGAGUUUCAAUUUUACUGGAUUAGCUACAGAACAAAGAAACGGGACACACUCCACUGUUAAAGAAAAUAGAAAAAACGGGGGAAAUAGAAAAAUAAUCUCGGUGAUAACGGUUUGCUAACGAAUUUUGUGCAACAAUGUUUCAGAUUACAAGGCUUCGAAACCCCGAUAUUAAUGCUAGAUUUUAGAUGGGAAUUCUACCCAACAAUUUCGGUUGGAUUAAACGGGGAAUAACCAUAUUCCGGGAUUGACAGUGUAAAACAAUUUAAACGUUGAUGUUGGUAAGAUUAGAAUUCUGGGGGAGGAGAUGGGCCAGCUCGAUUGAACCAUCUCGCUAUUUCCAUAGCUAGCUAGCUAGAUGCGGACAAUGGUGGGAGUGAAAGAGGCCAUCUAUUUCGGUGGUGUAAUAGUUUUCAAGGGGCUAUGUUUGCUGUUGGUUCAGGGGAGGCCCUAUUCAGACUGUCUCUGUCUCUGCCCUCCCUCACUGUGGAGUCUAUGGUUUGGGGCUGCCCUGAGAGGCUAGGAUAAUGACUCCCAGUGUCUGGAGAGAUUAAAGGCCGGAGCUGCAUUGUUCAAAUGCCUCGAGAUUAGUUUCCAAGGAGCAGAUUGCUGUUGCCAUGAGAACGCAGCGCCUGGAAUCAGGAUCGGAGGGGAAAUUCUUCUUUUUAUAUGCCCCACUCUUCCCUCCCACUUUUAUUUACCCUUUCUUUCCUUGAUUUUGUAUUGACACUGAUUAUAUUGUCCAGUUAACAUGUUUGUGAUGAAAAUGUUAGGCUUACUCCCCUGCAAAUAGGCUAAUUGACCCUUUUCUAAGCCCCACCCCCUUGGUUACUGUUGAGCACGAGCAACGUGAAGUUCGUAGGUGCACAUCAAAUUUGGUGUCAGAUGACAGCUGAGUCUAUUUAUUUUAAGACAUAUACUGUAUACACUUUUUUCAUAAAUGUUCCAUCCAAAAAAUGUGGAAUAAGUAAAGGCUUUGAUUUCUGGUCAAACAGACAGAAAGGUGGUCUUAGAAAACAUCUAGCAGGAAAAGUCUUAAAAUGUAUUAGAAAUACAUCAAAACACAAUUAUGUUAAAGACCCUGGCAACUAAUAUCAACAUUUUAUAUUGUUUUUCAGAAAUUAUUUUCCUUUUGUAAGUAAAAAAAUAUAUAUAGCCUAGUGUCUUGUCAUUGUGUUUCCAAAAAUCUACAUAUCUUUAAGAUAUUUUAUAGUUACUCUCCUUCAUGAGGGAAGAUAAUGAAAGUUCACAGAAGUUACAAGUAAAGGUAGACCUACCAAUUAGUUUGUGUUUUUGUGAUAACAAUUUGUUUUUCGAUUUAUUAAGUGAUUUAAACAAGUCAUUCUGUUACCAAAUUGGUAACAUAAACUCUUAAAAAUCUGUAACAGAAUGACUGCAACUGAAUAGGCUACAAUGGGAAUUUAUAGAAGUCACAAACCAGUUGCGUCACCUGCUACUAUCCUCCCUUCUACUAGCAUACUGUUAUGCUCUGCACAAUGUUUCCGUUCUCUUUCUGUCCUGUGGUGGUCAAAGCAAGAGUGUGAAAACCGUCUGGACAACCCCUCCCUCUCUCUCUCCCCCUAUCUCUCUUCUAUCUCUCUCUCCAGUUAAUGUCAGCUUUCCCGGUCUUUUACUGACACCUACCCAUGAGCCCCCUCUCUUUCCAUACUGUAACCAGCCCUCUCACCCACUGAGCACCGACCGACAUCAGACGAUGAGAAGUAGUUGAAAUUUGAUCAGUCAAAAUCUGAACCAAUCAUAAAUGACAGUUUCACAAGUUUGGACAGCACAGUAGAUAGAGUACAGUAAAGAAAAGUAGAGUAUAGGACUGUACAGUAGAGUUUAGAACAGUACAGUAGCACACUAGAGUACAGUACUGUACUGUAAUAUACUGUGUUGAACUAGACUGUGUUGAACUCUACUGUGCUGUAGUGUGAUGUCCAAACUUAUGAAACAGACAUCUAUGAUUGGUACAAAUUUGUUCCGGUCCAACCACAUUUGGUCUUGUUUGGGGGAGGAGCUAAUUUAGAAUAAUAGCCAGUGUGUAGAAUAAUACCCAAACAUGCAAAGGAGAGUAGGAAAUGUUUCUACCUUCUGUGUACCUAUUUAGGAUACAUCACCAUGAAGAGAAUGAUAUUCAUAAUUAUGCAAUUCUGUAUAGUCAGAGACCCAUGAUGUCAUUCUGUGACCAUAAUUUUGUUACUGGGUGUUAAUCUACUUCAGUUACUUUAUUACAAUAAACAAACAAAAAAAUGUCAAACUCAAGGUGUCAUAUCAUAGCUGACACUCCAUUCUUUCUACAGACAUCUUUAAAUUUGGAGUAGAUAUUUAAGAGUUUUUGGAUAAUGUGGUCACAUAAAAAACUGAGGGAGAUUUUACCAUCAUUCUGUUAUCAAACUAUACAUCUGCACAGUUUUUCGAGUAAAUGUUACAUUUUCAGUGGAAAUCGUUAAAAGUAAACUUUGCAAUCAAUGGUUUUUGUUUGACAUUCUUUUAAAGUGAAAAAUCGGAAUAUCAGCAUCAUUGGAACAUUGCCCUAUGACAACUCGGAGAACAUUUUUCUGGGUAGCCCAAUUCCCCGUUCAAACUAGUGGAGAAAAACCCUCAGAAUGAUUUCAAACUGUGUUUUUAAUACUCGUGGAAGAUAAAACACAAACUAACCUUUGCUAAUCAGGAGCCUCUCGGGUAUGUUGUGGUGGACUGUUGCUUCACUGGAACCUGGUAAAAUAUUGUUUUUAGUGUGGUUAGCCACUGGAUGACUGAAUGCGCUGUGUCAGCAUGUAGCUACUAACCACUUUUGGAGCUAAUUAAUACUCUCAAAUCAUAUCCUGAUGUCGACAGCAGAUGAGGGUUAUAUACAUAAUAUAGCUAACUUAGCUAGCUAACAUACAUUUGGAGAAAACAAGGUAUAAUUAAUUGGCUAACUAGCAUUAGCAGCAUUUUCAAUGGUGGCCAAUGCAGCUAGCUAACAGUUUGUAACAGUUGCCAUCCAAUGGAGCCCUGUGAUUGAUUGCCCAAAAUUCUGGGGCGGGAUGUAGCGAACGGGCAGAUUACGAGUUCUCUCCUCCACGGCUGUCCAUUUUCCAAAUGACAUUGAACAUUUAGGGCUGUUAUGGUCAUGGGAUUUUGGGUGACUGUUAUUUGUCAGCCAAAUGACUGCGGUCACUGGUAUAAAAUAUGCACUUUUUCUCUUUUCCACCGCUCCUGAAUGCGGGGGGCUCAACCGUAGACUUGUUUGCUACAACACCUUGCUUGUUUCCGCAAAGAACAAGAAAGUUUCAUCACACUGUUACCAUGGAAACGGACUCAACCGCAGGAAUGCCUGUCUACCCCAUCCAUAGAUAUACACUGAGUGUACAAAACAUUAGGAACUUGUUAAAUCCACUUCAAUCAGUGUAGAUGGAGGAGAGGAGAUGGGUUAAAGAAGGAUUUUUAAGCCUUGAGACAAUUGAGACAUGGAUUGUGUAUGUGUGCCAUUCGGAGGGUGAAUGUGCAAGCCAAAAUAUUUAAGUGCCUUUGAACGGGGUAUGGUAGUAGGUGCCAGGUGUACCAGUUUGAAUGUGUCAAGAACUGCAGCGCUGUUUGGUUUUUCACACUCAACAGUUUCGUAUGGGUAUUAAGAAUGGUCCACCACCCAAGGACAUCCAGCCAACUUGACACAUCCAGCCAACUUGACACAACUGUGGGAAGCGUUGGAGUCAACAUGGGCCAGCAUCCCUGUGGAACGCUUUCGACACCUUGUAGAGUCCAUGCCCCGACGAAUUGAGGCUGUUCUGAGGGGGGAAAAGGGGUGCAACUCAAUAUUAGGAAGGUGUUCCCAAUGUUUUGUACACUCAGUGUAGCAUGGCCAUACUAUUUUUAAGGUCCCUGUCUUCAGUCAGAUGUUCGUUUCACAUACACAAAAAUAAAAUAAGCAUUUAUGAUGAUCUUCAUCCAAUUAUUAUCCAAUUACCGUGCCAGCCCUAAAUUUGAAAUGAGGCCUAAUCGGGAGCAAACAGAAUUUGGGUACAUUUUUCUUUCAAUUCCUAGACAAUUCCAACCUCUACAGUUAUUUGCUGAGUUACCUUCUAAGGAGAGCAAAUGAAGGAUGAAGAGAUUAAAAUAAAUAUUCAGAGCUAUCUUUAAUUGGCUGACAAAGGCGUAUCGUAAUUUGUUACUUUCGCAUGUGUGUGACGGAUUUGGGUAUUAGCAUAUUACAUGGAGGCUAUUACCGCCUUUUAAAAGCCUCUUAAUGUGAAUAAACCUCCCCCUCCACCCAAAUGACCCCCAUCCAACUGCCAUGUUUUAUCACUAUUCAAAAUGCAGCCAAACCCUGUUGUCAAAUCAGUGUGAGCUUCUUGUUCUUUUAUUGGUACGAUGAAUGGCAGAGACACCUUAUUCACUCCAGAUCAACGUCAUGUGCUUUUGGUUACUGCUCAUUAAUUUGUAGGCUUUAGCUACCUUAAAUGGCAGGACAUGACUUUGUCUACCUAGCAUAUGCCAUAUACUUAGACCAUGUAUACACAGCCUCCUUUUCUGCAGACGUGGGUAAAACUGAAUCAUUGUUCAGUGUUUUACUCAGAACCGAGCUCUGGGGUGAAGUUUCCCCUAGGUACAGAUCUGGGAUCAAAAAUCACAACAUCAACCAUUAGUGAGUAAAAGUCUAAACUGACCCAAGAUCAGUGUAGGAGCAACUUCAUCCUACUCCCAGAAGUGACUGAUGGGAUGCAAAUGAGAAGAGGAAUGGCACAGAUGAGGAAGUCGGGAUGUGACGGGAUAAGGACUAACUCCCGGACUGAGCUGCGGGUCCCACAGGUGUCGGCUAGACAGGAGAUCCUCACCAGCCUAGUGUCUGCGCUGGACUCAGUGUGUACGGCCAUGUCAAAGCUCAAUGCCGAAGUGGCUUGCGUCACAGUGCAUGAGGACAGCGUGAUCGCCGUGGGAACAGAGAAGGGAAGAGCUUUUCUCAACUCACGGAGGGAAAUACAAACAGAAUUCCACAAGUUUUGCAGGGUGCCCUGUCUGCAAGGGCUGACCACAGUGAAUUCCCAUGCCAAAGUCCAGGAGAGUGAAUCCAGCAAGCUUGGCAAAGAGGGCGGGCACGGCAAACAAAGGGCGUCAACAGAUGCCCACUCUAACAUCUUUGUCUUGAGGAAAAUGGUGGAGGAAGUCUUCAGUGUGCUUUACAGUGAGGCUGUUGGAAAGAGCAAUAGCCUGGUCCCUGUGCCUUAUGAGUGGAUCCUGAAGGACCCCAGCUCUGUGGUGGCCCACGGCCUGCCUGAAGGGAUCGCUCUGAGGAAACCUGCUGAGUAUAACACCAAGACCUUAAUGAAGAUUCUGGAGCAGAGCAACCGCAUCUACUUCACUGUCAAAAGGGGAACAGAGGAGCCUUUGCGUGAGACUAAGUCCAGUGCCGGCAAUGUCAGCAACCACAACUCCUUCUCGGGCACCACCAAGAUCCUAGCCAAACACGGCCCAGCCUCCAAGCCUGCCUCCACCGCCCAGGAAUUGUCCACCGCAUCAGUCUCGGCCAGCAACUCCAUGCUCUCCAGCUUCCUGUAUGGCAUGCCCAUGUCUUCCCUGCCGCACCCUGACGGCAACCCCACGUCCCUCCUCAACCUGGACAAAGACCGCCUGGGGGCCUGGGUGGCAGGGGUGGAGAAAGGGACGGCCGCCAAGGACAGUUCCGACAAUGUACUCCAAGGGGAGUUGGGCCAGAGUCCUCCCAGCAUCCACUUCUCCAAGCGCCUCCUGUUUUCCCUCGUACAUGAGAAGUCAGAAAAAUGGGACUCGUUCAUUCGAGAGACAGAGGACAUCAACACGCUGAGAGAAUGUGUGCAGAUCCUGUUCAACAGUCGCUAUGCGGAGGCCCUGGGGUUGGACCACAUGGUUCCAGUGCCGUACCGAAAGAUAGCCUGCGACCCAGAGGCUAUGGAGAUCAUUGGCAUCCCAGACAAAAUCCCCUUCAAGAGGCCCUGUACCUACGGAGUACCCAAACUCAAACGCAUCCUGGAGGAGCGCCACGGGGUCCGCUUUGUAGUGAAAAGAAUGUUUGACGAAAGGAUUUUCACAGCUGCUGGUAAGGUGGCCAAGGAGGAGGGGAAGCAUGACAUAAACUCCACCUUUGAGGAUGGUUUCCCUGACAACCUCCAGUUCCCGUUGGCUGCACUGGAGCUGGUCACCAAUCCUCAUAGCAGCAGAUCUACAAGCUCUUGUGUGAGUCCAUUGGCUGACUGCGAAGCAGGGCCUUCAGGAGAUUGUAUUCCCUUGAAAAAGAUUAAAACGGAACCCCCAGAUGGGGAAAUCAUCCAGGUGACUGUACCAGAUGCCAGUGUUUCAGUGGAGGAGCCAAGUGAGCCUCAGGCUGACCCAGUUGCAGCAGCAGUGUUGGCAGUGGCCAACCUGGCGCAGGCUUCUUCCUGCCGCCCUUUGGAGACCCACGCAGCUGAAGCACUUUCAUCUAAACCAGCUUCUCAAGGCCUCAGAAGAUCUUCUGAAGGAAAUCUAGCUGAGGACAUAGGUGAAAUUAUCCUCCAACUUCGGAGGCAAGUGGAAAGCCUAUUCAGCACUAAGUAUGCCGAGGCCCUUGGACUACCUGAGUCUGCAAAGGUGCCCUACUCCAAGUUUCAGAUGUACCCAGAGGAGCUGUGUGUCACAGGGCUCCCAGAGGGCAUGACUUUCCGUAGGCCCAACUGUUUCGGAGCGGCAAAGCUGCGCAAGAUCCUGGCCGUUGGCAGCCAGAUCCACUUUGUUAUCAAAAGGCCAGAACUGUUAACAGAUCAAGUCAAGCUAGAACCGCCUCCUCUCCCAGCCUGUGAUUCAGACUUUUUUUCCACAGACCUGGACUCCAAAGAUGCUUUGUCAGAAGACGUAGGGGCUGCAAUGCAGAGACCAAGCUUCCCAGAUAGCUUAGAGGCCAAGCUGUCUAGGAUCGACCUGGCCAACACCCUGAGAGAGCAGGUCCAGGACCUAUUCAACCGGAAGUAUGGGGAGGCACUUGGCAUCAAAUAUCCCGUCCAGGUGCCUUACAAGAGAAUCAAGAGCAACCCGGGCUCGGUGAUCAUCGAGGGCUUGCCCCCUGGCAUCCCCUUCAGAAAACCCUGUACCUUUGGCUCGCAGAACCUGGAGAGGAUCCUGGCAGUUGCCGAAAAGAUCUGCUUCACCAUCACCAGACCUUUCCAAGGACUGAUCCCUAAACCAGCACCUCGUCGGAUCACUUUAUUGAAGAAGGCCUACGCCUCAAUAAGUGAUGAGGAAGAGGUCAACUGCAUCGGGGAGAAAGUGAUCCUUCGCGAGCAAGUGAAAGAACUCUUCAACCAGAAAUAUGGUGAUGCUUUGGGCCUGGACCACUCUGUAUUGGUCCCAUACAAGCUGAUCCGUGCCAGUCCCGAGUCUGUGGAGGUUAGUGGCCUUCCGGACGAUAUUCGCUUCCGAAAUCCCAACACUUACGACAUAGUCCGUCUGGAAAAGAUUCUUCAAGCCCGAGAUGAGAUCAACAUCAACAUCAAAAGCCAGCUACAGCCUUUUGCAGAAAUAUGCACCCAAACAUGUAACACAGAAGAGAAAGAGGUUUCUACCAAUCGACGCAAACGCAAAAGAGUCCUGGAGAGCAGCCGGGUGUCCUUACCCUCCGAGUCAGGGGUAUCAACCAAUCAGAUUCCAGUGAUGCAAUGGCCCAUGUACAUGGUGGACUACAGUGGAGUGAAUGUGCAAGUCCAUGGGAAGGUGAACUACUAGAAGAGGAAAAAUAUGCUAUGCUACAGGAAGAGAAUAGACAUGAGAGGACUUUAUCAAAGCUGUACUUAUAACCACGUCUCCAAGUUUCAGCUUUGCCCGUGUGCUGUUGCUUAAAUAAUCUUCUAACUGAAAAUAUAGGUUUGGAUGUGUGUUUUGGAAUGGUGGCGAUUGCCAAUAUUAGGUGGCUUGGGUGGAAAGGUGAGGAGGAACUAUAGAAUCUGUGCAUAAUUUGUUGCAGGAUGCUUUCUUUUCUUUUGUCUUCCCCCACAAGUCCUGAUGGGGCUUUCUUGAUACACCUAUUUCAAAAGUGAUUACAAAAAAACGCUAUUCAAUCCGACUGGGGUUAUGUUAUGGCACUAAGCUUAUGGAACUCACAAUUACUGAAGUACUCACUAUUUUAGAUAAUUUUUAUCAGAUCCAACAUGGAGACUUUCGUUAUGGGGUGUAACUACGGCACAAAUGUAUUGGAUCAAUCUGGUUUUACAACAUUCAGAUAUUUGUAUGAUUAUUUAUUUAUUUAUUUUGAAGAUAUAAAAAAAAAAAUAACAUGUGCAGGGAUGUAAAUUACAAUGUUCAGUAAUCUAAGUACUGAAUCAAAUGUCUCUACAACGCUAACUACUACUGUAUGUAACUCAAAAAGUAUAUCAAUUGAAAUAUGUUUGCCUUCAGGUGUGCGUACCGGUAUUCUCCGUGGUAGGAAUAACCCAAGGUGAUAGCACUAUAUCUAAGAAAACAUUACAUAUUUUGUAUAACUACAUGGCUUUUCUUUUAUCACAGUACUUGUACAUAGAGUUGAGAUUUCUCAACUCGGCUUUUCUUAUGUUUGUUCCACAUCUGCGCUAAGUUGAAAUGUCUCAUUAAGUCAACAUGAAUGUAACGUGUGUAAAAGAAAGAAUGGUCUGUGUUAUCCUGUAACGAUUGUCUCUGGAUUCACCAGUAUUUAUAUGCUGUACCUUAAUGCCAUUUAGGCCUUUGAAAUAAAAUGUGUUGCCUUGCACUUUCAUUGGACUGCAGUGACUUUGUGUGUGAUGAAUGCAAGUUAAAAAAAUAAAAAUUAUUCGAAAGGAAGUUUAAACCUA
Molecule: messenger RNA, 9009 nt
Organism: Salvelinus fontinalis (brook trout)
Lineage: Eukaryota; Metazoa; Chordata; Actinopteri; Salmoniformes; Salmonidae
Product: general transcription factor II-I repeat domain-containing protein 1-like
Exons: 30
Coding region: 4919-7930 (1003 amino acids)
Cellular component (GO): nucleus
Molecular function (GO): DNA-binding transcription factor activity
Source: RefSeq, a predicted model, not a curated record